UUUUUUUAGCCAUUAUUUUUCUUUUCUAGUGACCGAACUAAUAAUAGAAUACACACAGAUGUUUCAAGAAGUGCAUAUGAAUUUCGGUUAUCUUUGGGAAGCAGACGCGAAGUGAAAACAUUAUUAAAAACGUGGAACAGAAAAGAGACGGGAUAAUUUCGUUUGGGAAACUUGUAGAAGAAAUAUUUCCCCCAAAUUUUGUGAACAUAAUCCUACGGCUGUGCUGUUGCUGAGCAGAUCCGGGCGAUUGAAAUCUACCGUUUUGUCGGUCAGAAUAAGCCUAUCCCAGAACAGUAGAUGAUCAGUAGGCUCGAGAACCUCUUAUGAGAGACAUUCACUUGGUAGUAGGAGCUACGAGAGAAACGAAACUUGACUGUUGAAGAGUUCCAGAGCUAAAGUUCUACACGCGCUAUGUGGACCACAGCUUUGUGCGUAGUACUGACAUCACUGACAACACAUUUGACACAUGCUCAAGUUUGUGGAGACGUCCCUAUAGUCUGGAGGAACAAUAAUCAGACCUGUCCUCCGAGAGCCAUCUGCGCAGACGUUUUUAAUACCAUCAGGGACUGGUACAACGGAACGACCUGUCCGGAGAAGCGAACCCUGCACAACUGCUUCUGCGGGUCAGGCAUGUGUCCAGUGAAUGACGAGAGUCACCAGAUGUAUGCUUCACAGUUUCACAGAAUUUACACUUGCGAACCUGUGUGUAGGUUGCCGUGGUGUGCCAAUGUUAGAUCCACUGGUGACAGAACUGUGGCAGUGGUAACGGAGCAAUCUUCACCGACGUUUUCGCGAAACACCUAUCAAAGGGUGGACUGCCGCUGCCCUCGUCAUCACAGGCCAAGCAUUGGUAACGGCAUUUUGCACCAUGCUGUUAAGUCAUCUGGAAAUGUUUACAACCCCCUCAAGCAGAAUUAUCAGACACAGCAUGUGUGUAGGAACUCCAUAGCUGACAAUGCGAUGAACGACCCAUGUCCAGCCUACAGGGACACUGUCCAAGAUGUCUAACAGAAACCCAAGACACAGCUUGCACUUUCACAGUUUUUUAAUUUAGUCCCCAAGUUUUCAUCUCCAAUUGUUGUGUGCUUUCUCUUACGUUUGAGAACCUCGUCCUUGUGUCAGCUCUUGUUAAUUCAUUUUAUGUAUGCUUAUAGUAUUACACACGUUGGUAUAAGAACUCUCACUGAAGGCCGGAGAUGCGCUGGUGUCGUUUUGUAUUGAGCAUUUAAUCGUAUCUCAUGAAAUAAAGAAAUAGGGAAAGAGCUCCUUAUCGGAGAUUCUCGAAAAAAACGAAACAAUGUCACGGAACUUCAAAUGUUGCCAACUAAAUAACUUCAAAUAGAAACGCUUAGAAAAAAAUUGAUUCUGCAUUGCUAAAAAAGUGCACAAAAUAAUCAUUAUUAACACUUCCUUUAUUCUGUACACCGGAGACACCCAAAAAUGCUUGCUAUUUAUAGAUAUGACUUCAUGUAUGAGCAGUACCAAUAGGAAAAGAAUUGUGGGUUGUUUUUUUUUCCGAAAGCAAGGUUUGUAUUAUAUUAUAAAUUUAUUUAAAUAUUGAAGUUUAGGUCAUUUUUUUUUAAUUUUCUUUAAAAAAAUGAUUUUACAAAGAACUCUUUUGUCUCCCGCGGAAAGAAGAGGACUUGGUGUUUCGAGACAUCUUUCCUGUCACUUUUUUUUUGUCGUCAAUUUUAACACGUUAUGGAAUUGGAAGAAAACGAGCUGUUAUUACUUUAGACUAGACCAUCUCAAGUCUGAUCUACUUAAAAGAAAUGCCGGUCUUUAUCGUUUAAUUUAAGUGUUCACAUUUUGCUUAAGCCCCCCCCCCCUUUUUUUUUUCAUCCCCAUUUUUUUUUUUUAAUUUCACUUCAUCAUUUUUUUUUCUUCAAGUUUGUUGUUCCAUUGGCUACUUCAAAUUACUGCAGAAAUAUGUAAAUUAGAGAUUUAUUUCCAUUGGCUACUUCAAAUUACUGCAGAAGUAUGUAAAUUAGAGAUUUAUUUCCAUUGGCUACUUCAAAUUACUGCAGAAGUAUGUAAAUUAGAGAUUUAUUUCCAUUGGCUACUUCAAAUUACUGCAGAAGUAUGUAAAUUAGAGAUUUAUUUCCAUUGGCUACUUCAAAUUACUGCAGAAGUAUGUAAAUUAGAGAUUUAUUUCCAUUGGCUACUUCAAAUUACUGCAGAAGUAUGUAAAUUAGAGAUUUAUUUCCAUUGGCUACUUCAAAUUACUGCAGAAAUAUGUAGAUUAGAGAUUUAUUUCCAUUGGCUUCUUGAAAUUACUGCAGAAAUAUGUAAAUUAGAGAUUUAUUUCCAUUGGCUACUUCAAAUUACUGCAGAAAUAUGUAAAUUAGAGAUUUAUUUCCAUUGGCUUCUUGAAAUUACUGCAGAAAUAUGUAAAUUAGAGAUUUAUUUCCAUUGGCUACUUCAAAUUACUGCAGAAAUAUGUAAAUUAGAGAUUUAUUUCCAUUGGCUUCUUGAAAUUACUGCAGAAAUAUGUAAAUUAGAGAUUUAUUUCCAUUGGCUACUUCAAAUUACUGCAUAACUAUGUAAACUAGUGAUUCAUUCAUUCUUUAAAAAUAAAUUCCAUCGUGGUAGUCAGAUCAAUGCAUAUUAGUUUCUUUGUUUUUACACCAUUCAACGUACAUUCUUAGUUUACACACCAGAAAGUCUAGAAAUAUGUUGAUUUGAAUAAAGAUUUGGUAGCAAACAAAGAC
Biomphalaria glabrata is the source of this 2711-nucleotide messenger RNA. RefSeq lists its product as uncharacterized. The coding region runs from base 412 to 1008 and encodes 198 amino acids. The transcript has 7 exons. The record is from RefSeq and is a predicted model, not a curated record. Lineage: Eukaryota; Metazoa; Mollusca; Gastropoda; Planorbidae.